This is a messenger RNA of Cajanus cajan (pigeon pea), 702 nucleotides long. The record is from RefSeq and is a predicted model, not a curated record. Lineage: Eukaryota; Viridiplantae; Streptophyta; Magnoliopsida; Fabales; Fabaceae.
AUGGUUGAUGUCUCAGGAAGAAUAAGUUCUCACUUUCUAAUGAGAACGAAAGAACAAUUGAAGAUGAAACACAAAGAUAUCUUAAGAUUUGAUGUCACUGUUACUAUUCGACAUUAUGCACAUUAUGUAGCGCCACGUUUUAUGAGAGGAUCAACCUCAUCCCAAACCUCAAUACCCAUAACCUGCGAAAGAUUCUUAGAAAACAAUCAUGGUUUUCUACUAAGUGUUAUAUGUUCCUUGCCUGGUUACGUCCCAGAAAGUUUGAUCCAAUUAGAACGAAGGAUUGUUUUUGAGGUUCAACGAGACUUGGAAGUUGAGAGCAACAGUUGUACGGAUUCAAAGUGUCGAGAAUUUUCAUUGGCUUUGGACAUUUUCAUAGACGUUGUGCAAUAUGAAGAGAGAGAUGAUGAAGAAGAUGCAAUGAUAGAAAUAGAAGAGUCCAUGCAGCAAGGUGUGGUUAUGGUUCCUGCCUCCGAUGAAGCCAUUCAGUCCUUGAAAGCAUUCACAGACUCAUCGUUCCUGAAAAUCGAAAAGUGCAAUAUUUGCAUGGAUAAGUUUGAAGUUGAUGAGGGUGAUGAUCAAGAUGAUGUGUUAUCAAUGCCAUGCAACCAUGUGUUUCAUCGAGAGUGUAUUGUCAAAUGGUUGCAAACUAGUCACACGUGUCCUUUGUGUCGCUAUCCUAUGCCCACUGCAUAUGAUUGA